AUGCCAAGUACAGCAGUAGAACCUUGGUUCGCUUCUAGAGUCCAGUAUCAUUGUUUCAUAUUGUUUCUAGUACCAUUCUUGUUUCAUCAGACUCCGCAUCAAACAAGCUCUCUAUCUUCAGCUCUUGUGCGACAGGGCCGCCAGUUGCGCCCGCGAGAUCGAGCGGAUGGACAUGGCUGGGUCAAGGAAGACCCUGACUUUAAUGCAGCUGAUGACUCGGCGGUGAGCGCCACUCACACCAUCGAACUGAAGAAGAGGCCCAGCGGCAUCAAAAGGUACACGCACGGGAUUGAUGGAAAGGGCGCAAUGGUGAUGGACAUGAAUGAAAAGGCACGCUACCCAGGCGACCCACUUGGACAAGCUGCCGUGGCAGGUGUCAAAAAAGGCUAUGUUGUCAAGACAGUCAAUGGCACCGACGUCCGCAACUGGGACUUCGAAGAUAUCAUGGACCUUCUGGAGGAUUUCAUCCCAGAUCCCGACGUGCAGUCUACGGCGGCUUUCAAGGGUGGAGCUCAGCGCGUGCGCAAGCAUCAACAGGUAACAUUCCCUGUGACAAUUGAGUACGUGGAGAUGAAACCAAUGGACAAGGCAGCUGCUUCUGCUGGGCCUGCUGUUCCUGCAGGUGCUUGGAUGCCACGUCUCAGCGGCUGGUCCGAUGAGGACUUGAUGAAGGAGCGCCAGCGUGCCAUGGCCAUGCCCGAACCAGCGCAGAUCCUGGUUGCAAGCGAUGUUGAUGAUGCCUUCCUGCAGAGGCCGUUCCUGUUCAAUGGCGACUUUGUUGACCGCGGGUCCUGGUCCAUUGAGGUCAUUCUGUUGAUCUAUGCCAUGAAGAUGAAGCAUCCCAACGCCGUUUUCAUGAACAGAGGUAACCAUGAAAUGCUCGAGGCCAACAUGAUCUAUGGCUUUGCAGGUGAGACAGGCUCGAAGUAUGACUUGGAUCUCUUCAACCUGUUCUCUGAAUCCUUCAGAAAUCUUCCUCUGCUGCAUCUCGUGAACAACGAGGUCUUGGUGGUGCAUGCCGGUAUUCCUGGCCCUCGCCCUCGUGUGUGGCUGCCGGGUCAGACGCAUGACCCCGAAGAUGCCGUUCCGGUGAACGCGCGAGCCACCACGCUGGCGGAGAUUGCCUCGGUGGAUCGCUACACCGAGCUGACACCCAACUCGUACAAGGAGGCGGUGGACAGUGCCCCGCGACAGGAGCAGAAGUGGGAGACGGACACUCGAAUGAUCAUCGAUUUCUUGUGGUCCGAUCCCAGAGGUGGAUCUGGAUAUGGCCCUUCAUACCGAAAGAGCCGUGGAGUUUUCAUGUUCGGUCCCGAUGUCACUGCGCAGUUCUGCAGAGAGAACAACGUGAAGCUGCUGAUCCGAUCUCAUGAGGUGAAAGCAGAGGGUUAUUUGAAGGAUCAUGAUACCUUGAUGAGUGUCUUCAGCGCGCCAAACUACCUGGAUACUGGUGGCAACAAGGGUGCUUUCUUGCAGCUUGCUCCUGGCCCAGGUGGCAGCCUCGAGGCAACGCCAACAAGCUACACUGCAGUUCCUCAUCCAGACCUGCCACCAAUGUUCCACCAGGCACAGAAACCGAUGUGUUCUCUUUGCUUCAAACCUGUCCUUUUCCCUUUCUUUCUUUCUUGCUAG
This is a messenger RNA of Durusdinium trenchii, 1632 nucleotides long. The record is from the annotation of a GenBank genome assembly. Lineage: Eukaryota; Dinophyceae; Suessiales; Symbiodiniaceae.